This is a messenger RNA of Mercenaria mercenaria, 3709 nucleotides long. RefSeq lists its product as uncharacterized. The transcript has a single exon. The record is from RefSeq and is a predicted model, not a curated record. Lineage: Eukaryota; Metazoa; Mollusca; Bivalvia; Venerida; Veneridae. Bases 685 to 1638 code for a protein of 317 amino acids.
UUUGUUAUAUCUGUCGGUAAAAUUCUAUUGUAAAAUAUGUACAGGUGGCCUUUAAAUGAACAAAUGUCGGCUUACCGUACUACAUAAGUGUUUAUAAUCUUUUACAAAUUUACAUGACAUUAUUUAACUAUGUAACAGUAUUAUAUUAUAUGAAACUAAAAUUUCGUCUAAAAAGAUGAGAAAUUAACAAUUUUCACGAUUAAAGUCAACAUUAUUCAAUACAUGUUUUCUUUUCUUGUGGCAUGUAUGAAAAGUGCUUUAAAUCUGAAAAAUCCUAUUAAAAUAUGUAUCCAAUUCUGUAUGGAGAUUACAGCAUGUGUGGAUUAACGGCGGAUUAUUACUUUAAAGCACAAUCUUAAAAUAUAUAAGCAAACGAUAAUGCAACGAGUACACAAUAGAUAAUUUAGAUUGUAUUUUUAACUCAUAAAAUUCGGAUCGUCGAAAACAAUAGCAGCAGUUAGAGUACACAAAGUGAAAAGGGAAGUUUCGGAUAUUUAAUAGUAUUCCUCAGGUAAUGCGAAAAUAAUAUGGAAAACAUUCAAAGGGAUGGAAAGAAUAAAAAUGAAGAAUGUGUCAUUUAGAAAGUAAAAGUCAAUGGAAACAUUUCACUUAUGACUUUAUGUUAAUUUGUAAAAAAAUAACACCCGUGAUCACCGUGCAGGUUGCAAUAAACGGAAAGUAAAAAUGCGGCUAUUUCAGGCUCAGAAUUUCUACGGCGACAUUACAUCGCCACCUCCGCCACCCCAUUUCUCCAUUGACAGGGAGGCGACACGUGUCAUGCCAGUGUAUCUGAAUCAGUAUCGUGACGGCCGACGGCUUCCGACGCCGGAAAAGGUCGCCGUUAUGGAACUUUCGAACAGCUUUGAACGCAGACGUCUCGGAAAGCACCAGCGUAUUUUAAAUGACAUAUCCGAGAGGUGUCGAGCUCAAGAAAUAACGGACUUAAGUAACAAAUUAUCAGCCAAAAAGACAAUUUACACGAUUGAUAAACCAACCAAAGAAAUGACAUUUUAUUCUACAACAUUCAUGGGUUCACAACCAAGAAAAAUACCAACAGAAGCUGCAGAAACCGGAAACAGCAUGUCACCCACGGAUGAUGACGCUUCCCGACCGUUAUUCGAGAAAAAUUAUAGACAGUUUCCUGCAAGACGCAUUAUGCGCCAGCAGACGAAGUUUGACUUUCUGAGACAAAAAACCAGCUUUCCAAAGUUAUCUCAACCAACUGCUCAGAUAGUUCCGAAAUCAUCAGUAUCAGAUUCACAAGCCAUGAAUCUUCGAGCAGGCCUCGCUCAAAGGCAACAAAUAAAUGGUCCUAUUCAAUUGGACCACUAUACAAGCCCGAGACCGGAUCUGGCGCCACUUGUGUUACCAACUCUAGAAAGAUACAAUACUGGAAUUCAGUCGGAACGCCUCGAUAGAUCCGAGAUGUGUUUCUCUACAUCACGUGUUACUUUAGGACAUCGGACAAGAACCCAGUUGACCAUUGAUACAACGCGAAGCGGGACAAUUCAUUUGAACCAAACUGUUCCACCAGUGGGUCUGACAAAUUAUGGUCACGAACUCUCACAGUUACAACUGACGAGUGGGCAUUCACCACCACCUAAUUCUGUACACGAAGUAACCGCUGACGCGUCUUGAAGAGGUGCGUGAUUAGUAUGAACAGCUUAAAUCAUGCCUACUUCACCCGAUGAACGCAUUUUAGCGGCUUUAAUAAAGUCUGCCCACAGUUAGUUAUUGAAAUCGUAGUUACAACCUUACUAUUGUGAUCUUGUUGGUUACAAAAAUCUUGUGUUUUACCUAGAGCUUUCGAAACUUGAUCUGUGAUGUUAGAUGUGUAUAUAGGCAUUCAUAUAAUUUUCUUGUUGUAUUUUGUAAUUUACUGAUGUGAAUGUGCAUUUGUAAAUAGGUUUCAAGCCUGUAUAUUAGUCAGUGUUUAGUGUUCUGUUUGACUGCAAAUACGUCAUACGGAAUGACAAUAAAAACAACAGAACAAUAAAAACGAUAAACGAAAGAACAAAAAGAGAGUAACAAGAAAUAAUAAUUGGAGAGGGGAAAAUGCGAAAGGGCACCGUGCAAGAAUCUGUAUUUCAUUUCUUUUUUGUCAUAUAUAUGUGUAUGUGUUUUGUUAUUUCUUUCUGAGGUAAUGAACUAUAAAAGCCAGGUUGACCAACCUAGGAAAACAUAAGCCCGACCGCAGAAACAAACCUCAGAUACAUAAACACAAUACUAUAUAGACACUUUGCAGUCGAAACUCGGUGAAAAUUCUCACACCUUAGACGCUUAUUGAAAAAGUAUGCCAAUACUCCAACUUGCAUAGCUAAUGUACUUUUUGGUACUAAUCGAAUCAAUGGAUUAUCUUGUAAUAAGAUUUAUUUGAGCUAACAACGGAAAAAUGUAUUUUUGUGUUACUUGUAAUAUUGCACAGCUUGAAUAGUUGAAUAGUUCAUGACAUGUUGAUUAACCAUUCGAAUUAUCUUUCGAAUUUUGAAGGGUAAAUAUUUAUUACGCUUAAAGGUGACCAGUCACAUUGAAACAACAUUUUAUGACAUUUUCCAAUUUAUUCAAGGAAAUAAGACCCAUAACAUAGCGCUUGAUACCUGCUUUAUUACUGCCUUUUAAUAUAAAAAUAUAUGAAUACAUUGGAGUAUUUCUUUUGAUUUUCCAUAUAAUUUCUUGUUUUACAUUUCCAUUUUAUAGACAUUAGAACAUUUCAACAAUCGAAACCAAAAGACAAGUUUUAAAACUGCGAGUAGCUUUUUAAUUCUUUUAUUUCCAGUAUAUCUUGUUGAGCAACCAAGAUAGGCAAAGGGAUGUUAUGAUACUUUCACAAUACAAUUUUGGCCAAGUAAUCAUUAUUUAGUAUUUUAUUAUAUUAUUGUCAAUGCAUAUCGUUGACAAAUACAAUACAAUAUAGUUCUUACAUUCAUAUUAUUCCUUAUGUCAAGUAUCUUUAUCAAAUUCAUACUUAUGCUAAAAUAACUCUUGGUUCAGGAAAGUCAAAAUUUAAAAAAAACUCCAAUGAAAUUCUGACGAGUAUAAAAGUACUCAGUGAAAAUAACUUAAUGUAAAUAAUCAGAUUUUAAAGUUUCAAACAAAUCUAUUUCUUGGCCAAAAUCUGAUUAACCACCUUUAUAGAAAUUUGUAAAUAGGUGAACUACUGAGAAAGAAUUUAAGAAAAUACCUGACAAUGUGGUCAGCCAUUUUACUUAAUAUACUGUCGAAUUAUCUAUUUUGGAAAUAAUCUUUCAAAAAGAGUAACUAUUACACAGUGUCUUACGUUUAUGAUGAAAUUAGUGACCGUUUCUUACAUUCUAGAAACAACCAAAACAUUGUUUUGUUCUUCAGAAUUAAGUAAUACAUAAAAAAAGAGUUAAAUUCUCCAUUUUCGUUCUCACUAUUAUGGAGAUAAAAAAGCUUUCAUAUUGGCAAAAGUUGAAAUGUCCAUAACAUUCUCCUUUUUAAGCAUAUUUUGAAAAUUCGUUCGCUGCCUUGAAUGAUUUGAGAACACAUUAAGGGAAAAAGGCGGAUAUAAAUGCAUAUUUGAUGAACGUCGCCUUUACCCUUUUUUUUUGUUUCCAAGAUUUAUUUGAGGACUUUUAAUGUUAUAAUUAUAAUUAUGAUAGUUGCUCUGAUAAUAUUUUUAUCAGCUUCCGGUCUGAUUAUAAUUGUUUUAUAUUACAUUUAUUUCAUUAAAUUUUUCUUUUUUGCA